Amyelois transitella is the source of this 3894-nucleotide messenger RNA. RefSeq names its product mRNA (2'-O-methyladenosine-N(6)-)-methyltransferase (gene Pcif1). Gene Ontology annotation, molecular function: RNA polymerase II C-terminal domain binding; mRNA (2'-O-methyladenosine-N6-)-methyltransferase activity. The transcript is spliced from 8 exons. The record is from RefSeq and is a predicted model, not a curated record. Gene Ontology annotation, cellular component: nucleus. Bases 615 to 2621 code for a protein of 668 amino acids. Lineage: Eukaryota; Metazoa; Arthropoda; Insecta; Lepidoptera; Pyralidae.
AUGUUUUUGAUUCUGCGAAACAAACAUUCUAAUAUUUUGACUUUGACAUUUGGUCAUUUGCUAUUUUGCUAAUAAUUAAAAGACGAGCCAUCUAUUAACAAGAAAACUUGAUUAAAACAAACACAGAGAGUGGCAUGCCGUCCCACAAUUCAUGCUAUUCAAAGUUGGUAACAUUGGAGUUGAGAGUUGUCAAUUUGUUUUAUUUGACAUCUGUGCUGUUGUGUGUGUGUAUGUUGUCAACUGUUGUCAUUAUGUGAUGGCGGUGCUUGGGGAUCUCCGCUAUUUUAUUCACAAAUCUUACGACAACAGUUUUUCGUGUUGUUUUCUAUAAACUUUUAAUGUUAUUUUUAUGAUAAUAUUUUUAAAUCAUUAUUUGACAUGUAUUAAUGUGUGUAUCGCUUAGAUCAAUCUUUGUUUUUCGGUAACAUUUUCUUGGCGCUAACAUUAUUGUUAAUCGCAUGUAAAUUUUUGUACUUAUUGGAACCUUAUAAGUCAUAAAUGUCUGGACUUGGUUCUUAAAUAUAUCUAUAUCUAUUUUACUUUUUUAAACAUUUUCAAACAAUAUUGUUUAUUGUUUUAUUAUAAACCUCUUUCGAUUGUGAUUGUGCGGCAACAUGAAUGAUGUCCGUGAUAAAGUGGUGGCCGGCUCCUCAUCGUGGGAAACAAAUACAACACACAGUGAUUCUUCACCGGAACUCCAAUCUUCACCUAGCGGCAGUGGCGAGACUCCUCAAACACCUGGAGCUCCCGCCCCGCUCGCCCCUCAUCUCGCCGCAGACUUGCACCCAGAUUUGUUGCAACAGGGCUGGAGAAAAUAUUGGUCAAAACGGGAAAAUAGACCUUAUUUUUGGAACAAAUUAUCGGGUGAAUCUAUGUGGGAAUUGCCUGCUGUUAAAAGGGAUUUUGAUCCGAUCACAGAUCCUUUGGGUAUAUGUCACACAGGUCCACCUAACCCUGGUAAUAUGACUCCAGGUGCCACCAAACGACGUCCUUCAGAAGAUAACGGUCCACCUCCAAAAAAAUUUGUUUUGGCUGGUCCUUGGGACAUUGAAGUACCAACAAAUGUGGUGAUUUAUGAACGUCCACCCACUAUCUGCCCACACCCACAUCCAGAAAUAGAAGGAUUCAGAUUUACCUUAGCAAAUAAGUUAAGACAGUGUUACCAAGAAUUGUGUCACACAAGAGAAAGCAUUGAUGCUCCUAAGGACUCAUUUAAUCGUUGGUUGAUGGAACGUAAAGUCAAUGAUCAAGGUGGCUCUGACCCCUUGCUUCCGAGUCACUGCUUUCCAGAAAUAUCUAGAUCAAUGUAUGAAGAAAUCAUGAAUGAUAUUCCUAUCAAACUAACUCACCCUAAGUUUACGGGAGAUGCCCGUAAACAACUAUCUCGUUAUGCUGAGGCUGCCAAGAAGAUGAUUGAAUCUAGAAAUGCUUCCCCAGAAAGUCGAAAAGUUGUUAAGUGGAAUGCAGAAGAUACAUUUCAAUGGUUGAGAAGAACUGUUGGAGCUACAUAUGAUGACUUUCAGGACAGACUGGCUCAUCUCAGGAGACAAUGUCAACCACAUCUAUCAGAAACAGUAAAAGUUUCCGUAGAGGGGAUAUGUUUGAAGAUUUACCAUUUGUCAGCUGAGUAUGCUCGAAAAAUAAGAGAAAAGCACAGUACUCUUCUUAAAGAAAAUGGGAUUCAGGAACUUCAAGCUCCCCUGCAGCAGGCGGCGCUGCGCAAGGUGUGGUGCUACCCUGUACAGUUCGCGGUGCCUUCGCCGCGGCCGCCGCUCGUGGAACAUUUCCUCGACCGUGACCAGGCUCUCCUGCGAUAUUUGGGGGAGACCCAAAUUCUUAAUGCUACUUAUUUACAAAAGUUGGAAUGCCUUUACCGAUACAGUUGUUUUGACGACAAAAAGUUCGAGCAGUUUUUGUCGCGCGUAUGGUGCCUGUUGCGGCGGUACGCGGCGUGGGUGGGCGCGGGAGGCGAGGCGCACCUGACGCAGAUGUCGCUGCCUGUGCCGGUGCUGGAGUGCCUGCACCGCUGCUUCGGAGUCACGUUCGAGUGCUUCGCGAGCCCGCUCGACUGCUACUUCAGACAGUACUGCUCGGCGUUCGCGGACACUGACUCUUAUUUUGGUUCGCGAGGGCCGUUUUUGGAGCUGCGCCCGGUGUCGGGGUCGAUGGUGGCGCACCCGCCGUACUGCGAGGAGCUGCUGGAGGCGGCGCUGCGGCACAUGGAGCGGCUGCUGUCGGAGUCGGCCGAGCCGCUCAGCUUCGUGGUGGUGCUGCCCGAGUGGCCCGACCGCGCCACGCACGCGCUGCACAAGCUGCAGGCCAGCCACUUCAAGCGGAAACAGGUAGUGAUACCGGCUUUUGAACAUGAAUACAGACACGGGUUCCAGCAUGUACAUCCUAAGAACGAGGUGUACUUCCGCUGGGGCGGCGGCACGGUGGUGGUGUGGCUACAGAACGCGGCGGGCUUCGCGCGCUGGGGGCCCACGGACGAGCGCGUGGAGGCGCUGCUGGACGCGUGGCGGCCGCGCGCGCGCCCGCCCACGCCGCCCGCGCCCGACGCCGCGCCCGCGCCGCCCGCCGCGCCGCCCGCCGCGCCGCCCGCCGCGCCCGACAAGCGGUAGGGUUAAACAAAUACCUUGGCGAUCUUCAUUAAUAGCCCCCUUGCUUCAAAAACUAUUUUAAUGUCAUCUGAGCUAUUUAAUGAGCCUUUUGAAGUAGUAGGGGAGACCGAGCAAAAAUUUGGCACAUUACUCGAGCGCGUCAAAAAAUCAUAAGGGGAGAAACCUUAUACCCUGUAAACUAAAAAUACCAUAAAAAUAUAUACAGGCACGCGCAUUAAGAGUACUCGACAAAAUUUAAUAAAGUUUUGUACAUGUAGAACAUUGACAUGAAUGUUUCAAUAAUCUAAUAAUUUGAACGUAAAAUUUUUUAUAUACUGUAUGACUGUAAAACAAUAUUAACCGACAAUUUACAAAAUACCUUUCAUUUGAACAGUGGAGCAAUACAGUUGCGUUUACAUUUUCUACUCGACGACAGCUUCUAGCAUCAUUUCUCGCUUUUUUCUCACUCCCUUGCACCAUCCUCAUACUUCCUCAGAAUGAGGACCAAAACCAUAGACCAAGUUUCAAUAUUGUAUCACUACAUAUAAUAAAGCAAAGUCCCCCUCCGCGUCUCUCUGUUCGCAUUAAAUUCAAAAAGUACUGGACGAACUUUCAUACAGUUUUCAACAACAGGUAAAUCUUUUUCUAAGGAAGAUUAUAGUACAUUUAGUAGUAAAAUACGUUAUGCAUUUAAUCAAGUAUCUAUAUAUUGUCUUAGAAAUGAGAACUGGUCCAAAAUUACAAACAUUUCGUUUUAGAACCCAAUCUUCGUAAUCGCAAAUACGUAAUGACGCUUUAGUAAUUGCAAAUUUAGCAUCUCGGACUCCCCUUCUAUAAUUAGUGUGGGCGAAACGUUUUUUGCAUUGUCCAUCGUCUUCGCCUAUGUACUUACGUCCACAUGUCCAAGAAUAUAAUACAAAGUUCGGCAAUAUCUCAAAGAAAAAUGCCCGUUGUUGCUGAGAAUUUGUGAAUUAAGUGGAGUACGUAUACACAUUAAAUAUCCUGGUCCAUUAAUGUUUUGUGUCUAUACUAAAUGUGGGCUAGUGGUAAACUUUAAUUAUAAAUCGACAUGAUCUAACCAGCUCGAGUUCCAUUUAUACCCCGAGCAGGAAUUCCCGACGAACGUUAUUGUAUUUCUGACAGAUGGUCACUAUGUGUGCACUAUGAACUGAAUGUAUAUAGUUUUAGGAAUCUUUUAGUUAUCUACUUAUUUUUGUAAGUUCUUUUACGAGUUCUGUUGUAUAGUUCUAUAAAGAUUUAUUUGAUUGUUCAUCAUUAUAUUUUAUAAAUAAAA